CUGUACAUACUGUUGAUAUUUCUCGAUUCCAUUAUUUCGUUUUUCGACAUACGUUUUAUGCAUAAAUUGAUCAUGAGUACUUCGUCCUCAUCAUCGUCAUCGUCAUCGUCCGAUUUAUCUGAAAUGUCUAUCGGAAAUGUUUUUCGAUUCUACUUCAUCUUGUGAAGACGAAAAUAGACAUUGCAUAACAAAUUAUGAAGCUGUCAUUUCUGAGUACAACGAACAAGAGUUUGUAAAACAUUUUAGAUUAAGAAGAGAUGUUGUUAACCAACUUAUUUUACAGUUUUCGCAAUCAGUGCAUUACACAUCUAUCGUAAAUGAUUUCGGUCGAGAUGCUAUAUCUCCUGAGAAGCAUUUAUACACAUUCUUGUGGUUCGUUGGCCAUGAAGUAUCAUCGUAUAGAGACUGUGCAGACCGCUUUGAUCUGUCACUGAGUGUACUCUUUGACAUCAUUACAAGAGUAUCUGAUUAUUUGGUCGAUAUUGCACCACAGUAUAUUCACUGGCCUAAUGAAGAAGAAAUGGAAAUAACUAAAACAUAUUUUCAAAAUGUGAAGGGUUUUCCAAAUGUAAUUGGGUGCAUCGAUGGGACCCACAUUCGCAUUGAUAGGCCAAAAGUUCCGGGAUCUGUACACGAUGCAGUGUUUAGACAUUCGCCACUGAUUGAAAAAUUACUUAAUCCAGAAUUACGCGGAUGGCUUUUGGGAGAUAGUGCAUAUCCGUGCCUUCCGACAUUAAUGACACCCUAUAAAGACAAUGGUCAUCUAACUGCUGCUGAAAUUUCGUAUAAUGCCAAAUUAUCGUCAUGUCGUGUGCGAGUUGAGCAUACUAUUGGCAUUUUGAAGCAACGGUUUCGCGCGCGCGCGCGCGCGAUUCCUCUACCACACCAAAUUGCGAAGUAUCGAAAGGAGGAUAAAAGUUAUAUAUGCAUGUUGUGUAUUGCACAAUAUGUGUAGUACAGACGACCUUGAUUUGUUCGAUCCACAAUUAGAUGAGAUUGUCGAUAUUAGAAUGAAUGUGAACAAUGAAAACCCAAAUAUAUAUGAUGAUAUACCUAAUGGAUUCGCAUUAAGGAAUGAAUUGCGUGAUAAUUUAUUUCAACGACCUUUAUAAGAAUAAAUAACAAUAUGUAUUA
Molecule: messenger RNA, 1134 nt
Organism: Mycetomoellerius zeteki
Lineage: Eukaryota; Metazoa; Arthropoda; Insecta; Hymenoptera; Formicidae
Product: putative nuclease HARBI1
Source: RefSeq, a predicted model, not a curated record